Molecule: messenger RNA, 540 nt
Organism: Durusdinium trenchii
Lineage: Eukaryota; Dinophyceae; Suessiales; Symbiodiniaceae
Source: the annotation of a GenBank genome assembly
AUGGCAGAUAGACGAGCUUUUGCCCUUGGCAGUGGCAGUGUUUGUAACAUAUUUGCUUUCGGUGAGCUACCAGCAUCUUCCCCAUCUUCACUACCUGAACGCAGCCGUUGGUCCAGCAAGACGGAUCUCUUGUGCAGCAUGCGCAGAGUGGCCAGCAGCCCCGGCUUUGAGCUGAAUGGGAUCAAUCAUAAUCUUCUGCAAGCAGGGAGUAACCUCAAGGAUGCCAGCAAGGCGAUUGCGGAACCGUUCCUCUUCCCUCGUGCCGUUGUGCGGCCGGCACCUCCUAGCUUGUGGCAAAGCCAACCGCUGAUCCACGUGUCAGAAGAAAGGCACUGGUCGCAGCUGGAGCAGAUCUCUGAGAGCUUGCACCAGGAGCUCAAGUCUUUCCUCCAGAUCUUUUCCAUCCGCUUGGAGUCGCAGGAGGCGGCGCUCUCCGAGGCGACCCGGGAAGUGAGGAGAUCCUCGGACCGAGCCGCUGGGCUGACCUUCAGAAAAGGUUCGACACUUUCCUGGAGCAGGAGAGCGAACGUGCUCACUUGA